UUGAUCAUUUGUGGUUUUGCGUGUUUCAAAUACACUCUAUAGUGUAAUGGCUGGUGCGUUCACAAUUUUUAUUCUUACAUGGAAUCUGGCCAGGUUGACCCAUCCAAGUGAUUUGGACCUUAAACCUCUACUUCCUCAGUCUAAGCCCGACCUGAUCGUUAUUGGACUUCAAGAAAUGGACGACAUGGAAAAAUGGCAAAAUAUGUUUACUCAAACGUUAAGUGGAUCCGGUUAUAAACUUCAUGACAAAAAACAUAUGUAUGAGCUUGGAAUGUUCAUUUUUGUCAACAAAGACGAGACCAGUAACGUCCCAGGAAACACAUAUGAAAUCACUUUGAAUACUGACAAGCCAACAGGAUUUUUGAAAAAAGUACCCAAUAAAGGAGCAACUAUCAUUUGCAUGCAUAUUAACUCGAUACCAAUUUGUUUUGUAAAUUGCCACCUUAAUGCUGGAGAAGAGAAAGCUAAACGAAGAUUGGAAGACAUGGAUCAAAUAUUAAAAGAGUCAAGAUUGGAUAGUGCAUAUGUGUUAUUUUGGUUUGGAGACAUGAACUUUAGGUUGGAAGAAAGCAAAUCGAUGUCAGCUGAUAAGAUAAUUAAUAAAAUAGCUUCUGGUGGAAAAGACGAACUUUUAAAACUUGAUGAGUUGACUAAACUGAUGAGCCAGCCGACAUUACAGAAUUUCAAGGAAGCUCAACCAACAUUUUUACCAACCUACAGGUUUAUCGUAGGGACAUCUGUUUACGACAACAAGAGACGACCUGCAUGGACUGAUCGCAUCCUCUACAAAGACCACUAUGGACUCCUCCAAGUUCAGAGCUACAAGAGUUAUGAAGGAGUUCAGAUAAGUGACCACAGACCUGUGUCUGCAUUAUUUAAGGUCAACGAACGACCCAGCUUACCAACAACAUAUACACGAGAAUAACCUGUCCUUGUUUAUGUGCACUUAUUUAAUUAAAACAAUCGCCUUUAAUAUACUUUGCUUGUUUAUUUAACACUUCUUUAUAUUUUCAUAUUGUAAAAUCUGUAGUGCAAAU
Messenger RNA from Macrosteles quadrilineatus (aster leafhopper), 1037 nucleotides. RefSeq names its product inositol polyphosphate 5-phosphatase K-like. Gene Ontology annotation, molecular function: phosphatase activity. The transcript has a single exon. The coding region runs from base 47 to 925 and encodes 292 amino acids. Lineage: Eukaryota; Metazoa; Arthropoda; Insecta; Hemiptera; Cicadellidae. The record is from RefSeq and is a predicted model, not a curated record. Gene Ontology annotation, biological process: phosphatidylinositol dephosphorylation.